UGUUCUGGACCUAACAUGGCCUGCUUCAAUGGCGUCUGCUUGUGUGCAGAUGAUGCAUUUCACAGCAAUGAUGCAUGUGUACUGAGGUCCAAGUUUGGAGAACUGUGUACUUUUGAUGAGAUGUGUAAGAUUGGUUUGGUUUGCUUGGACAAUGAAUGUACAUGUCCUGAGGGGGCCUUGGCAGAUAGAGGGCAGUGUGUAUCAGGUAGUAAACCUGGUCAGAUUGGCUCCUCUUGUGUUCAGCCAGGAUAUCAGUGCUUUCAGAGUGACACCUAUUGUUCAGAGGGAAAGCAGUGUCAGUGUCUCCCAACACAUUAUCUAAGCAAUGGUAUCUGCAUUCCCAAAGCUCAGGUUGGUGAGGGGUGUUCAACAGAUAAAGAGUGCAUGGACAGCCAAGCCAGUUGCAGGGAAGGUUUCUGUAUAUGUAACAGAGGAUUUGAACCAAGUGAACACAGAUGUGUGAGCAGAGGUAGUUUUAGUUUGUCAUGUCUGGAGUCAGGUGCUUGUGUUGAUCUGGGAACUCAGUGUGACAACAACACAUGUGUCUGUGGACCAGAGUUUUAUCACAGGAAUGGAAAAUGUGAGAGGAAGGGUUUUCUGACUGGUUCACCUUGUAAGUCGUCGGACAUGGUGUGCAACUCCAACGCCAUCUGCAGUGCUGACAUCUGCAGGUGUGAAAAACUGUCGUCUGACAGACAGAGCAGAUGUAUUCCCAGAAUCCCCCUGGGUUCCCCCUGUAACACCAGCUCUCAUGUCUGUCAGACACAAGAUGCACAGUGUGUGGGUGGAGUCUGUAAGUGUAGCAACAGCUUCAUGGAACAGAAUGGAAUCUGUGUGGCUGAGCCAGAGGAGGGACAGUUGGGCCGACUUGACCACAUGUGUGCCCCUGGUGGUGUUUGCUAUGACCAGCAUGCUGUCUGCACUAGAGGGCGCUGUGGUUGCUCUGCAGACUACUACCAGGAUGGGAGGAAGUGUCUGAGUAAGGUAUCUCUAGGCAGACCAUGCACCACUACUGCAGCCUGUGCCAGUGAUAACACAGUGUGUACAGCAGAGGGCACCUGUCAGUGUGGACCUAGUCACUUUGAACUGGAGGGACAGUGUGUUGGUCGUGGUGGCCUAGGAAACCCGUGUCUCCCUGGUAAUGGAUGUGUAGAUAACAGGGCAGUCUGUAUACAGGAAUAUUGUAGCCAAAGAAGAGCCUGA
Molecule: messenger RNA, 1203 nt
Organism: Lingula anatina
Lineage: Eukaryota; Metazoa; Brachiopoda; Lingulata; Lingulida; Lingulidae
Source: RefSeq, a predicted model, not a curated record